UAAACAGGGUCCCCGACGGUGACCAGCAGGGGGUGUUAAUUGGAUGCUAGCAUUAACAUGACGGUGUUAGUUUUCGUUUAAUCCACCAUUACUAGCUGCAGCUGAUGCGGUCUCCUUCCAACGAACAGAACUGAGUCAAAAAGUCAACCAUGAACUUCAAUCAAAGACAUUAUGUCGUGUCCAGGCGGCCAACCUUACCUCCUCCCUCCAACAGGACCCUGCAUCAUCGGCCAACCUUACCUCCUCCCUCCAACAGGACCCUGCAUCAUCGGCCAACCUUACCUCCUCUCUCCAACAGGACCCUGCAUCAUCGGCCAACCUUACCUCCUCUCUCCAACAGGACCCUGCAUCAUCCCUCUUUCCACCCUCUGUACAUGAUCUCAGGCUUGGAAAACCACAACACACACUGCUACAACCACACAGUCCAUCCCAUCAUUACCCCAGCAGAGUUGUUCUACACUGAUCCCAGCAUGAUCUGUGGGAGGAGGAUCCCCAACGUAGUGAGUGAGUUGAGGGUCUUAAACUGCUUCCAGCUCAACACUCCACCGCCUCUUAUGUCCGCCUGCCAGGCCCCGUCGGUUCAUCCAGAUCCAUUCCGAUCUGGACCAAACCCCACCGUAGAUCUCGGUGGUCUCACCUUGAAAAUGGAUCGCCUCCGCCCUCAAGUGAAACCAAGCCUGCUAGUCCUCCAGAUCACUCAGGAGGAAGAUGACACCAUUACUAACCUCCUGAAACUGCACUACCAAGAGCCUGAUCAGAGUGAUGAACCUUCAGAGUCCACUUCACCUGAAUGUGCAUCCAAGCCCCUGCAUCCAAAUGAGGCCAGUUUGCUCGGACAUGAGGGGAGAUGUUGGUCAGAAACAGAGCUCGAGGCAGCUAACACCCUCUUGAACGGCUUUAGCCUGAUGGAGGACGAAACAUCAGCAGAAACACUUCCACAUCCUCUACCAGACCUCCCCCAAGGAUCAAAGACGUCCCCUGCUUCCACACAAAACGUCCAAGAGGAAGGAGGACCAGGUUGUGGGGAUUACUUGUCACAGUGCAGGUUGAGCAUCUCUGAAAAUGUGUUGGAUACAAAGAAGCAGAUGCUCUCUGAUUCUGAGGGAGAUGCUGUGUGUGUUCUCCUGAGCCUCGGAGACAUGGCAGCACAGUGAGUGCAGUGAUUAUCAUGAAACUACGUGUUAAUGGUUCUUUUAUCUGGUUGCUUGGAAAAGUUUGAACCCAAAUGUACCUCAAAAUCUUAUUUUUGUAGGAUUGGAGUUUUAUUUACCACUUUAAAAGUCCAGGUUGGAAUAAUGCACAUUUGCAGUGUUUAUUAUUGUACAAUGUUCAAUAAAAGAAUUUAAAAAGUUGA
Notolabrus celidotus (New Zealand spotty) is the source of this 1354-nucleotide messenger RNA. RefSeq lists its product as uncharacterized. Bases 150 to 1154 code for a protein of 334 amino acids. Lineage: Eukaryota; Metazoa; Chordata; Actinopteri; Labriformes; Labridae. The record is from RefSeq and is a predicted model, not a curated record. The transcript is spliced from 4 exons. Gene Ontology annotation, cellular component: cytoplasm; nucleus. Gene Ontology annotation, biological process: regulation of DNA-templated transcription.